Molecule: messenger RNA, 904 nt
Organism: Leptopilina heterotoma
Lineage: Eukaryota; Metazoa; Arthropoda; Insecta; Hymenoptera; Figitidae
Gene: Polr3K
Product: DNA-directed RNA polymerase III subunit RPC10
Exons: 3
Coding region: 392-715 (107 amino acids)
Biological process (GO): DNA-templated transcription; termination of RNA polymerase III transcription
Cellular component (GO): RNA polymerase III complex
Molecular function (GO): zinc ion binding; nucleic acid binding; DNA-directed RNA polymerase activity
Source: RefSeq, a predicted model, not a curated record
GAGUGCAAAAAGCUGUCUGCUCCCAACCACACCAAUAGAAUAAUAAAUAAAUGUCAAUAAGUAAUGUUCUAGUCUCCAACAAACGUUACUAUUAUGACGGUUAGUACAAAGUGGUACCAAAUAGUUAAACAAUAGAUGUCUUAAAUUAUUGUUAUUCUAAAAAACAGUUUAUUAAAUCAUUAAUAGAACGUAGAGUGAGUGUAUAAAAUGAAAUUAUCAUAACAUAACCUAUAACUUAAUGCCAUGAGGGCCAUGAGUGCACUUUGUUGACUUUAAAAAACGUGGAAGAUCUGAAACUUUAUUUUAAAAAUAUUAAUUUAUGUUGACAAAUUCUUCAAAUUGCCUUAGAUGACUUAAAUAGAUUUUCCAUUUCAAGAUUAAUUCUUGAAAAAUGUUACUAUUUUGUCCCAACUGUUCGAAUAGAAUACGUAUUGAAAGUUCGGACCGUCUUCGCUUCGCUUGCAACUCUUGUCCGUAUAUAUUCAACGUUUCGAAAAAAAUCAGCAACAGAUCAUAUCCCAAACUAAAGGAAGUUGACGACGUCUUAGGAGGAAGUGCUGCUUGGGAGAACGUUGAUUCUACAGAAGAACGGUGUCCAAAGUGCUCUCAUCCUCGAGCAUAUUUCAUGCAAAUUCAAACUCGCUCUGCUGACGAACCGAUGACUACAUUUUAUAAAUGUUGCAACCCGCAAUGUGGACACAAUUGGCGCGAAUAAAGAAUUUGCAGUUGCCGUUAUACUAUAAUAUCAAGAGAACGAUGAUGAAUCCGGAUUACAUUGGUCCAUUGAAGGAUAUUAGACAGGCGGCUGUAGAAGAAUUAAAAUCUGCAAAUGACAGUCAACAUUGGUUUUGCGGUGGCGACAGAAGUAUUGGAAUUGCAGUUGAGUUAAUUAAAAAUUUUAAGA